Funneliformis geosporum is the source of this 288-nucleotide messenger RNA. NCBI's taxonomy places the organism in Eukaryota, Fungi, Glomeromycota, Glomeromycetes, Glomerales, Glomeraceae. The record is from the annotation of a GenBank genome assembly.
AUGUCUUGGGAUUCUUGGGAUGAGCAAAACACCUGUGGUUUGAAAGAAAAACACAAUUCAAAGAAAGAGGCAACUUCAGGAGCUCAUUUUUGUGAACAGCAUUCUAAAUCUUCGCAUUUUUUUUUCUCAUUAUUGUUAUUAUCAAUUCCUACACUUGCCUCAAAAAUUAUAUCUGAAAAAGGAACUGUAUCAAGAUGUUUGCCAAAUGUAUCGAUAGAUAAAGAGAUUUCUGCUAGUAUUUUGGACAAGGUUGCUAUAGAUCUUUUAACAGGAUUGAAUGCAGAUUGA